This is a messenger RNA of Anopheles maculipalpis, 2403 nucleotides long. RefSeq names its product coiled-coil domain-containing protein 170. The coding region runs from base 2 to 2395 and encodes 797 amino acids. Lineage: Eukaryota; Metazoa; Arthropoda; Insecta; Diptera; Culicidae. The record is from RefSeq and is a predicted model, not a curated record. The transcript is spliced from 10 exons.
UAUGUCCGGCAAAGGUGACGAUGAGUCAACGGGAAACAGUGACAAAGAUUGGGAAAUAUUCGACAUACUGUGCGGUGAAGAGAACAUGCCAAAACACCACACUUCACACUCUCCGGUGCAUCAUCAUCAUCACCCACCUCCAUCCUGCAAUGAUCACCUGGCACACUCGAUCGAUUUGGCCACCACGCUCCGAAGCGAGCUGGCCGCGUCAACGUACAAACGCGAUCGUCUUAUGGCGGAACUUUCCGACGUGAAGAGUUCCCUGUGUGCAAAGGAGAGCGAGUGUGAGUCCCUUCGUGCCCAGAGUGCUCGUCAGACCUCGCUGAUUGGUUCACUCCAGCAACGACUAGCUGCGGCUGAACAGCGUGAAAAAACCCUUCACAGUCGUAGUGAAACGGUCGUCCAUACGCUUCAUCGUGACAAGGGACAUCUGGAAGACAAGAUUAAGGACUUGAGCGGGAAGCUUCACCGGUUGCAGUGUGAGCUAACGAAGGAGGAAGGCCUUCGCGAUCAGGCCCGCUGUCAGUUGCAGGAUUUGGUACGUCGGCUGUGUUUAGUGCUUGGGGUGGACGUUUGCGAUGGUGCACAUCUAACACCGGAAUGUGUUCUCGCGAAAACGGGCGAAACCGUGUCCGAGGUGCAGAGGCUUCGGGCAAAGUUGGCCGGUACCUGUGAGAACCUAUCGUCGACGGAAUCUGAGCUGCUGAGCACCAAAGCGGCUGCAUCGGCAGAGAAGACACGUUUGCACACACAGAUCGAAGGGCUGCAGUCACUGUCGCAGGGGCUGGAAGGUCGUUGCCGACAGGCGGAACGCGAUCUACAGGUGACGCGCGAUCGGUUGGCUGAGUGUGAAGUUAAUGGCGAUAAGUUGAGAGAGGAAUUACGAGGGUUCGAGUCACGCUGCUGUCGGUUGCAGAACAGCUAUGAUCGAUUGCAAACUGAGCGAUUACAGUUCCUGCGCACGAUCGCUACGAUCGUGGGUGUCAGUGAGCCGUGCGAGAAUAACUUGCGAGAUAAAAUCCGGGACCUGACCAACCACAACCAGGCAUUGCAUGAUCAAGUGUCACAACUACGAGAGCAGCAUCAUCAGGAAGCGGCAAAGCAUCGAGAACACCAGGAAUCUAGUGCCUGCCGGCUGAAGAGCGAAGAGCAGCACCGGAUGAAUCUGGAGGAAAGGUUGGAAAAGGCUUGCCACGAGCUGCAACAUUUCCGAUCGGAGCACACGACGUUGAGUGAAUACUUGUUACGAUUGGCAAGAGCUCUCUGCUGGAGUGAAUGCACAGAACCGCCUGCCCCGGGAAGUGAUACGACGAUCCUGAGCGAAACACUACUCGAGCGUGCUGAACGACUUGCCAACCACCACGAAAAUCAUGUACACGGAACGUGUGAUAAGAACUGUUGGGAGUCUAUCAACCAUCACCAUCACCAUCAUCACUCUUCGCAUUCCCAUUCGGCGUCAAAGCUUCGCCGAGAGCGUUCCUGCACCGAUUUACCGCUUAAGGAAAGCUCCACAGUGUACCAUAUGCAGCGCAAGGUGCGCGUACUAAAGGAACAGAUACAGCGACGCGAUCUUCAUCUCGAGCUGCUAAGGCGCAAGAUCGCACUGCUGGAGGAUAAUGCUAGGGGGAAAGCCACGCUACAAACCGAGCGGGAUGAGGCGAUGCACAAGGCAAGAAAGAACUCGAAGCAAGCCGAACGAACCACCCAACAGUUGGCCGAGGUAAAGGCUCAGCUGGCGGAAGUUAAGCUACAGCUGACGGAAGCUUCCGAGUAUAAGAUUACUGCACUCGAGCGUGCGAGGAAGUGUGAUGAGCUGCAGGCCCGUCUCUGCGAUUUGGAGACGGAGCGAGAACGAUUGGUAACACAGCUGGCAGCGUACAAAUCGCGUGCCCGGUCGGCAGUAGAAUCCUCACACGAUCGGCGGGUGCGAGACGAGCAUGCGAUGUCGCAUCUUCGAGAAGAGCUUUCACGCGUGAAGUCGCAGCUGGCAGACACCAACCACCGAUUAUCUCAGCUGCAAGUCUUCCGUACAUCGGUCGCCAAGCUGCUGCACGUGUCGGACUGUGCUGAUUCGGACAUACUGCAGAAGCUGCAAUCGGUGUGCAGCAGCAGUCACACUCAUCAUCAUCACCACCAUCGGCAUCAUAGUGCGUCCAAUCUGUCGCGCAGAUACGAUUCCUCCUCGCCGACUGGAGGAGAAACGCACGUGUCACGGUACGACGACAUGCUGACGGGAGUUGGUGGAGGAAGUGGUGGUGGUGGAGCUGGUUCACAAUCCCACGGUUGUCGGCCGCUCAGUUCUAGUCCGGUGCACAACCGGCGCUACAUAGAUUCUGGCUUCAACGAUCACGAUCAUCAUUUUGAUGAUGAUUAUGAUUUCCAUAAGAAAUAUUAGAAAUCUCU